UGCGCGGACGGAUUCUUGUAGCUGCGCGUGAAAGUCAUCCGACGUUGCGGUGCUGUGUGCUAUCGGCGUGUUUGGCAGGAAUUUCUCGGUCAGGCUGUUAUGGCGCUUAGAAGAUGCUGGAGGUUGGCAAGAUUUCUCCCGAGACUCCCCGUCCCGCUAGUGUCAUCAUCCUAUAUCGGUGGGGUACCUGUGUCCAGCUUUGCUAACACUUACAGCGGCUACAAAAAAAGUGAGUUUCAGCGCACGAGGUUCAGCUCUGAAGUCCGAAACACAGACGUAGAUUACGAGCAGCUGAAGCGGCUCCUGGCUGAGGGGAAAACAGCGGUGGUAGAUGUCCGAGAGCCCUGGGAGCUCAGGGAGUAUGGAUUCAUCCCUGGGUCAGUAAACGUCCCAUUGGGACAGGUGAGCUCUGCCCUCCAGCUUGCUCCUGAGGAGUUCAGAGAAAAAUAUGACGGGGAAAUGCCGAGACAAACGGAUAAUGUUGUCUUCGUGUGUCUGGCUGGGGUCAGAAGCAAGACUGCACUCAACACAGCCGCCUCGCUAGGAUAUAGAGAUGUUCAGCAUUAUCCUGGCGGAUUGCAAGACUGGGUGGAACGUGAACGACACAAGUAAUCCACAGCUGUCAGGAAUGAAAAGUUGUAUCCAGACAUGAGUCCAAGGAAACGCUAAACAAAUCGGUUGUCUAGUUCUGCCACAAUCCUCUCAGAAACCUUGGUUUUGUUUCUGGAAAGCCACUCCUUACGAAACCUCAGUCUGAUGUCUUCCACAUUAGAUCUGGUUGGUAAAGUUCUCCUCGCUGUUUUUCAGGAACUUCCAAAAGUGCUCUAUUCACAAUUUAGGUGACUUAUGGAGGCAGCUGGGAUCUCUGGAUUAAAUAUUUGAAGUUAUCAGUGGAAGUGAGGCUUUAUAGAAAUGCACUGCUGCUUUUUUAUUCAUAUAAAAGUUUUGCAAACUACAAAAUAUUUUACUCCUUUUGUUAUGCUAGUUUGUUUCUUGUUCAGUCUAAUAUAAUCCUAAUAAAAUGCAGAUCCUAUAGUAAAAUACACCUUUGCAAAUGAA
Molecule: messenger RNA, 1059 nt
Organism: Cyprinodon tularosa
Lineage: Eukaryota; Metazoa; Chordata; Actinopteri; Cyprinodontiformes; Cyprinodontidae
Gene: tstd3
Product: thiosulfate sulfurtransferase like domain containing 3
Exons: 4
Coding region: 100-612 (170 amino acids)
Cellular component (GO): mitochondrion
Molecular function (GO): thiosulfate-cyanide sulfurtransferase activity
Source: RefSeq, a predicted model, not a curated record